Rasamsonia emersonii CBS 393.64 is the source of this 1326-nucleotide messenger RNA. RefSeq names its product MFS transporter. Gene Ontology annotation, cellular component: membrane. Bases 1 to 1326 code for a protein of 441 amino acids. Gene Ontology annotation, molecular function: transmembrane transporter activity. The transcript is spliced from 6 exons. Gene Ontology annotation, biological process: transmembrane transport. The record is from RefSeq and is a predicted model, not a curated record. NCBI's taxonomy places the organism in Eukaryota, Fungi, Ascomycota, Eurotiomycetes, Eurotiales, Trichocomaceae.
AUGGCGGACUCAAUUGAGAAAAAGCAGCCGGCAGUCGGCAAUGCUAAAUUGGAAGGACUGGUUACUGAUGUGAAGAUGACUGGGGACCAGUACCUGACCGGCCUGACCUUGUACUUCAUCGGCUAUGUCUUGUUCGAAGUUCCGUGCAACAUCAUUCUCAAGCGAACCAGUCCGCGCAUGUGGUUGCCGACAGUGACAUUUAUCUGGGGGGUCGUCGCCACGCUGCUGGGUGUCGUCCAGAACUAUUCCGGAUAUCUCGCUUCGCGCUUCUUCCUCGGAGUCUCUGAGAGUGGUCUGUUCCCGGGAGUGGUGUUCUACCUCUCGAUGUGGUACAAACGCAAUGAGCAGCAUUAUCGCGUCGCCCUGUUUUUCAGCGCAGCUUCUCUGGCUGGUGCAUUUGGUGGUGUCUUAGCCUGGGGCAUUGGACACAUGAGGGGCGUGGGUGGCUACAAUGGCUGGAGAUGGAUAUUCAUUCUGGAGGGCUUAGCCACGAUCGUUGUUGCUUUGUUCGCGUAUUUCCUGGUCUACAACUAUCCGUCGACCGCCGAAUUCCUGACCGAGGAAGAGAGGGAGUUUAUCCAGUUCCGUCUGAAAUACGACAGUGAUGCCACGCGCGAUGAAUCUUUUACCUGGACGGCAGUGCUGAAGGCUGCCAAGGACCCGAAGGUCUGGCUUUAUGGGCUGGCUUUCCACACCAUCUCUCUUCCGCUGUAUACGCUGUCGCUGUUCCUGCCGACAAUUAUCAACGAGCUGGGAUACUCUGCCGCUGCCGCGCAGCUUCUCUCCGUCCCGCCUUACGCAGUCGCUUUCGUCCUGACCAUCACGGUGGCCGUCCUCUCCGAGCGGACUCGGCGCCGUGCGCCUUUCGUCAUGGCCAGCUCGGCCAUCGGCUGUAUCGGGUACAUCAUUCUGCUAUCGACACACAGUCCGGGCCGGUCCUACGUCGGGACUGUCUUCGCAGCCGCGGGGAUCUAUCCCUCUGCGGCCAUCGUCCUGGCGUGGCCGGCCAACAACGUGUCCGGACAGACGAAGCGCGCGAUCGCCAACGCGAUGCAGAUCUCCAUCGGCAAUCUCGGUGCCGUGCUGGGCACGCAGCUGUACCGCGCCGAGAGCAGUCCGCGAUUCUUUGUAGGCCACGGCUUCGCGCUGGGGUAUCUGGUAGCCAACAUCGGCGUGGCGACCACCCUGUGGCUGGUCCUGCGGAGGGAGAACGUCCGCAAGGCGCAGGAGCGCGAGAUCCGCGGGAUCGCGCCGUUGGAGGAGGUUGGCAAUGGAGGGGAUGAUUUCCAGGGUGAUGAGGAUCCUCGAUGGAUUUUCCAGACUUGA